This is a messenger RNA of Gastrolobium bilobum, 1206 nucleotides long. RefSeq names its product probable indole-3-pyruvate monooxygenase YUCCA10. Lineage: Eukaryota; Viridiplantae; Streptophyta; Magnoliopsida; Fabales; Fabaceae. Gene Ontology annotation, molecular function: flavin adenine dinucleotide binding; monooxygenase activity. The annotation marks the transcript as partial. The transcript is spliced from 4 exons. The record is from RefSeq and is a predicted model, not a curated record.
ACCAUGGUGAUUGAUGUGCCUGUUGUGAUUGUGGGUGCAGGUCCUGCUGGCCUAGCAACCUCUGCAUGCCUUAACAACCUUUCCAUCCCCAACCUUGUCUUAGAAAGAGAUGAUUGUCAUGCAUCUCUUUGGAGGAAAAGAACCUAUGAUCGCUUGAAACUUCAUUUGGGAAAACAAUUUUGUAACCUUCCUCAUAUGCCUUUCUCUUCUGAUUUACCCACCUUUGUCCCUAGGAUUGAGUUCUUACGUUACUUAGAUGAUUACGUGUCCCAUUUUAAGAUUUCCAUCCACUAUAACCGUUACGUUGAGUCUGCCUCUCUCGAUCACAACAUUGGGAAAUGGAGGCUCAUUGUUAAGGACACAUCAUCAAAUUUUGAUGAGAUUUACGUUGCAAACUAUCUAGUGGUUGCGACCGGGGAGAAUAGCGAAGGGUACAUUCCCAAGCUAGAUGGUCUCGAAACCUUUCAAGGAGAAUACAUGCAUUGCAACAAAUAUCUCAAUGGAAGAGAAUGGUAUGGCAAAAAUGCCCUUGUUGUUGGCUGUGGAAAUUCUGGCAUGGAGAUCGCUUAUGAUCUCUCAAAUUGGGGUGCAAAUACCUCCAUCCUUAUUAGAAGCGCUGUUCAUUAUUUUACUAAAGAAAUGGUGUACAUUGGAAUGCAUUUGCUGAAAUACUUGAAAGUGGAUAAGGUGGACAAGCUCAUGGUGCUUAUGAGCAAACUGGUGUACGGAGACAUGUCCAAGUACGGGUUGAUCAGACCAAAGGAUGGACCCUUUACUAUGAAAGUAAAAGGUGGUCGCACGCCUACCAUUGAUGUGGGUUGCGUGAAAAUGAUUAAGAAAGGCAAAGUCAAGGUUUUUCCAGCAUCUAUUUCAAGCAUCAAAGAAGGCAAGAUGGUUGAGUUUGCGGAUGGACAAAGUGCUCAAUUUGAUCUUAUAAUCUUUGCUACCGGAUACAAAACCAACGUGCUGAAGUGGCUUAAGGAUUACAAAGAGCUGUUCAAUGAGAAUGGAAUGCCUAAACCAAGUUAUCCAAAUCACUGGAAAGGAGAAAAUGACAUCUACUGCGCUGGAUUUUCAAGAAGGGGAUUAGAAGGCAUUGCUGAUGAUGCGCAGAAAAUAGCAAAUGAUAUCCAUUUGACUAUAAAUGCAAGGAAGAUACCCGUUCCCGUGGACAACUAUGCUAACAUGAAGUUAUUAGAAAAUUGA